GCGGCGACGGUGUUCAUUCAGCCGCCGCGGGCCACGAUGACAGUCGGCAACGUCUUCGUUUUUUCUUCGUUGCUAGUAGGUGUUUUUGGGGGGCUGUUCUCGAAAAGCUCGUCUACCUCGGAAUGGGAUCACUAUCACGAUCAUGAGGCUAUGCUCGAAAAACUCUUGGAGAUCAACCAGAAAUGUUCUCAGAUUUCUACUCUCUACAGUAUCGGACAAUCAGUAGAGGGACGAGAACUUGUCGUCAUUCAGUUCUCGACCACUCCAUCAACACAUGUUGCAUUGAAACCUGAGAUGAAAUAUGUUGGAAACAUGCACGGCAAUGAACCACUCGGUCGCGAAUUGCUAAUUCGUCUAGCAGAUUAUCUCUGCGAAUCUGCGACUAACAAGGAUAAGGAAGUCAUCCAGCUUUUGAACUCGACCUCAAUCCACAUCCUGCCGUCCAUGAAUCCCGACGGCUUCGAAAAGGCUCUGAACACGGAUCCAGCUGAGCGCAAAUGGUUGACGGGUAGAGCUAAUGCCAAUGGAGUCGAUUUGAAUAGAGACUUUCCGGAUUUGGACGGAGUCUUCUAUGAACUAGAAAAGAUGAAAGUUCCAAAAUUCGAUCAUCUCAUGGAGCUCUUCGCUGAUGACAAAGAGCGACAACCGGAGACGAUAGCUGUUGGCCAGUGGACACUGUCAUUACCAUUUGUACUGUCAGCCAAUCUACAUGAAGGUGACCUUGUUGCCAACUAUCCGUUCGAUUCUACUAAGCUAGAGGGUAUCAGCCAGUAUAGCGCUAGCCCCGAUGAUGGCACGUUCAGGUGGCUUGCACAAAAUUAUGCUAAAAACCAUGCUCAUAUGGCUAAGAAUGAUCACCCACCAUGUGACGGAACCACUAAGGAUGCAUUUGCCACACAAGGCGGAAUUACCAAUGGUGCUAAAUGGUAUUCUGUAUCGGGUGGAAUGCAAGACUUCAACUACCUCGCUACCAAUGCCAUGGAACUCACCUUGGAACUUAGCUGUGAGAAGAUGCCUCCUGGAAAGGAAUUGCCACAGUUUUGGGAAGAUAACAAAAAAGCUCUGAUGGAGUUCAUGUUCGCGUCUCAUGCUGGAAUCAAAGGACUGAUUACUGAUGCUGUUACCGGUGAACCAAUCAACGAAGCUGUUGUGUGGAUCCGCAAUGGUACAGAUCCAUUACCAAUCCGUCAUCCAGUUACUUCAUGGCUUCUCGGAGACUACUACCGUAUCCUACCAGCCGGCAAAUAUGAAGUCAUUGUCCAUGCUGAUGGCUACGAAUCUGCCUCCCGUAAUGUUACCGUCACCAACAAGGUUCGUGAUAGCGCUAUGGUAGUGGAUUUCGCUCUGAAGCCACUGACUGAUGAACAGCCAUCGGAUGAAGAGAUCGCCCAGCUUGUCGAAGCCCUCGAACAACAGCAAGGACAAGCACAAGAAUGAUCUUCUUAUCGAACUCUGAAGAACUUUGAAAAGCCAGACACAUCAAUGAUCUCCAAUGAAUCCCACCAAACUACGAGUCUAUCCCCUAUUUCCGUAUUUACUACUUUAUUCGACCGAUGCUAUGUACGUGCAACACACAGAAUUUUAUCAGUCCCAGUGAUAAAUGUUGAUAUGCUGUUUGAAAGCGAAAAAGUAAAAGUGG
This is a messenger RNA of Cylicocyclus nassatus, 1639 nucleotides long. NCBI's taxonomy places the organism in Eukaryota, Metazoa, Nematoda, Chromadorea, Rhabditida, Strongylidae. The record is from the annotation of a GenBank genome assembly.